AUUUUGCAAACGGGAGGGGCCGUGCGCGCUCUUGCCUCUAGCCUCUGUCCCCCACCCCCCCUUCCCGUUCCUAGUCUCCCCGGAAAAAUGUCGGAUACGGCAGUAGCUGACACUCGGCGCCUGAACUCGAAGCCUCAGGACCUGACUGAUGCUUACGGGCCGCCGAGUAACUUCUUGGAGAUCGACAUCUUUAAUCCGCAGACGGUGGGCGUGGGCCGCGCGCGCUUCACCACCUAUGAGGUUCGCAUGCGGACAAACCUACCUAUCUUUAAGCUGAAGGAGUCCUGUGUACGGCGGCGCUACAGUGACUUUGAGUGGCUAAAAAAUGAGCUGGAGCGAGAUAGUAAGAUUGUAGUACCACCACUACCUGGCAAAGCCUUGAAACGGCAGCUCCCUUUUCGAGGAGACGAAGGAAUCUUUGAGGAGUCCUUCAUUGAAGAAAGGAGGCAGGGCCUUGAACAGUUUAUUAACAAAAUUGCUGGGCACCCACUGGCUCAGAACGAACGCUGCCUGCACAUGUUCCUGCAGGAAGAGGCAAUUGAUAGGAACUACGUCCCUGGGAAGGUGCGCCAGUAGGAGCCUCUCUCACCAUUUGCCCUCUACUUUCCUGCUGAAAUGACAUUGGUUUUUACACUAAGCUCUUCUCCCCCUUUCUCUUUGAUCUAAAGUUGGCUGUCUGUCCCCUGACCUGAUAGACUAUCUGGCAUUGUGCUUCUUGGUACCUGACUACACCGUGGGCACUAUGCUAGGAUUCUCUUCUCUGAGUCGAGGUGGGAAACCACAGACAGAUGUCCUAUGCUUGGGGUUGGGGAGUGGGUGGGAGAUAGGACUCAAAGGCAAUUUGGGGGACAUUUACCCAUGACAGAAGGCUAACCUUGGUGGGGAGGGGUUUCUUGUGCUGGUGAGGCACUUGAAUACAUACUGAUGCUGCAAGUCCAGGGGAUUUUUUUUCUCACUCUUAGGUUAAACCAGGAACACUGAGCAGGGAAGACAGACAAAAAACAAACAAACAAACAAACGACUCCUGCCCAUCCUACCUGCAUGAACUUGUUCCUUUUUGGUAGGUGGUAGAGAUCCAGAAGCUCUCUUUGUUUUCCAUAGGCCUACUCCCUGUUUCCUCAAUUGUCUAUUUUGUUGCUUUCUCUGUCCCAUAUUACUUUUUAUGGCCAUAAUCCUCAGUAGUUGUGUGGAGCAAGAUAUGUGGGUUUUCUGAGUUCAUCAUGGCUGUUUCAGCGUCAGAAGAAAGCUGUAGAGCAGUAGAGGAGCUCAUGCUACCUAUUUCUCUCCUUUGUGGCCCGUUCUGGCUGCGUGUUCUUGUUCAGCAGUAGGCGAGCUAGUAUGGGCCAGCAGGUCUUUCCCAAGCUUUUGCAGCUUUAUGGGUUAGCUUUGCAGAUUUGAUGGCUUGAGGAUAAGGUAACUUACCACUUGAAGAGUGGGAGUGGAUCAUUUUCUAGGUGGAUCAUUUCCCUACCUCCUGAUGUUAGGGGAGGGGACCACUGCUCUCCUUCCAUUCUCACCUUCCUACAUUCUACUUAGUGCUGCCACAGAGCAGAAGCACAUGAACAAACCACACACACAUAGUCUCUGACUUCACCUAAGCGCUGAGAAGUCUUGAAGGAGGCUCAGGGUUCAGAGUUGUCUCUGCCUCCCCCAUAUUGGUCAUAGAAUCACAGAACUACCUGCACUUCUAUCCCAAUGAACUCCAGCUUUCUCCCUAGAAAUGGAGCUAAGGAUAGUAGCUGGGUAUGGAUUUUUCAAAUCUUAGAGUGAAGCAGUUUCUUGAGGCUAGCAACUGUCCUGGGUGGCAGUGUAGCACAUAGUGGUUUGCUUGCUGGGGCCCAAUAGUUAUUCCCAAGUGAUGGGGUGGGAGCCAGUUAACUCUGGUGCCAUAUCCAAAGUGGCCUCUCUUUACUUAGACUUCCUAUCACAAAAGGAUUAGUGUUCUUGCUAUAGGGCCUUGGGGAAAAGGAUUACUGAUUCUGACAAGAACUUGAUUGGAGAGAUUAGGACUGAAAAUUUGACAUAGGAUUUGCAAUCCAUCUAAAUAUUGAAGUUUGCUCAGAUAGAUUAUCCUGUGACAGAGACUGAGCAGCCCUUGGAGAGGUGCUGCUCCCUUUCCCACCUCCUCAGUGUUGGUGUUGUUGCUACCUUUUUGAUUUGUAUUCUGUUAUCACCAUUUUCCCCUCCAAGAUUUCUUCUCUCAUUGUGCACAAAUGCUGAGAGCCUGAGGUCCCAUUUCUGCUGUGUAUAUAUCCUGCCUCGGGGCUUUUAUUCAGCAAACUGUUCAUUCUUCUGUCAGACAAUGUCAUAUUCAACUCUGUUCACAUUAAACCACUGUGAAUCAAA
Molecule: messenger RNA, 2346 nt
Organism: Erinaceus europaeus (western European hedgehog)
Lineage: Eukaryota; Metazoa; Chordata; Mammalia; Eulipotyphla; Erinaceidae
Gene: SNX12
Product: sorting nexin 12
Exons: 4
Coding region: 88-576 (162 amino acids)
Biological process (GO): endocytic recycling; late endosome to Golgi transport
Cellular component (GO): retromer complex; early endosome membrane
Molecular function (GO): phosphatidylinositol-3-phosphate binding
Source: RefSeq, a predicted model, not a curated record